GUCGGCUGCUCGAGGCCCAAGGCAGGCAUUGCGAGGACGACACAGGCACACGCUGUGACAGGCAGCAUCCCAGCGAGAGCUGCGCCAGCGUAGCACAAACUCCUGCAGCAUAGGACAUCUCACCAAGGAGAGCCCAGCAGGCAAAAAAAAAGCACAAAAAAAUCCGCAGCGCUCGCGACGAAACGAUGAGCGCCUUCGAGGACCCCUCCAUCAAGUCCGCCGUCGGCGAGCUCGAAGCGGCGGAAGCCUUCUUUAGUAAUGACGACAACGCGUUCGACGACCCCCCUACACAAACGAGGCCAAAACAGUCCAUGAGCGGCGGCUUCGGCAGCGAGCUGCCGCGGUCCGACGGCGUGCCGCCCGUAGCUUUUACGAGUGGCACAUUAGAUGAAACCGUCGGCGAGACGCUCUGGAGGGACGCGAGCCAUGUGGGCGGCAAGCUCCUGCUCGUGCUCAUGCCCUACACGUCGGGGUCCGAGACCAUCGAGCAUCUGAGGGACUGGGAUUUGUGGGGGCCUUUGGUAGUCUCGCUGACGCUCGCGACGUCGCUCGCGACGGGGUCGAGUUAUGCGAAUGCUGCGGUCGUCUUUUCUUUGGUCUUCGUAGUGCUCUGGGUCGGCGCUAUAGUAGUCAGCGUGAACGCCCAGCUGUUGGGAGGGAAGCUGUCCUUACCACAAUCCGUGUGUGUAUUAGGCUACAGCGCGUUUCCCGUCUGUGCCGCUCGCUUAACCAUAGGCGUCGUCGAGACCAUGGUCGGCGUGUCGCGGCUCGUGCGUUUCGUAACGGCGGCGGUGGCGCUGGUCUGGGCGACGCGCGCGUCCGUGCUGUUCGUCGAGGAGGUCAUCCCUUCCAAAAGACGGGCGCUCGCGGUGUACCCGGUCUUCCUCUUCUACUCGUGGCUGAGCUGGAUGGUGGUUGUAGUAUAGACGUAAUUUCUUGUGUCAGUGA
Molecule: messenger RNA, 948 nt
Organism: Pelagomonas calceolata
Lineage: Eukaryota; Pelagophyceae; Pelagomonadales; Pelagomonadaceae
Source: the annotation of a GenBank genome assembly